Messenger RNA from Coprinopsis cinerea okayama7#130, 219 nucleotides. RefSeq lists its product as hypothetical. The transcript is spliced from 2 exons. NCBI's taxonomy places the organism in Eukaryota, Fungi, Basidiomycota, Agaricomycetes, Agaricales, Psathyrellaceae. The coding region runs from base 1 to 219 and encodes 72 amino acids. The record is from RefSeq and is a predicted model, not a curated record.
AUGAAGUCCUACGUUAUCACGGCCUACGUCACAAUUCUUCUGGCUGCAAGCGUCAUCUGCGCUCCUGUCGAGGACUCUAUUGCGAAUACCAUCAUCAGCGCACGACAGUCCAAGCCCCCUUCUUGGAGAGCACCGGAUAGCGAUGAUACGUCGCUGAAUAUUACUCGCCGUGAAGCGCAAGUUCGUCCUCCUUCGUGGCGAGAGUCGGACAGCGUUUAG